This is a messenger RNA of Myripristis murdjan (pinecone soldierfish), 2498 nucleotides long. It is a transcript of the gene naalad2, whose product is annotated as N-acetylated alpha-linked acidic dipeptidase 2. The transcript has 20 exons. Lineage: Eukaryota; Metazoa; Chordata; Actinopteri; Holocentriformes; Holocentridae. Bases 171 to 2228 code for a protein of 685 amino acids. The record is from RefSeq and is a predicted model, not a curated record. Gene Ontology annotation, molecular function: carboxypeptidase activity.
CAGAGCCUCUAGGACUGCUUCAGAAUGAGAGAGGAGAGCAGGUUAAUGCGGUGGAUUUGGUGGACUGUGGUCAUAACGGCGUUUUUCCUGGCUGGUUUGCAAAGCCAACACAUUCAAACAGUUCUGAUGACAGUGCAUCCAGCCGCUAUCUGAGAGAGUUCCUGGAUGAAAUGCGACCUGAGAAGAUCAGAGAGCAUCUCAGGAAAUUUACCCGCUUGCCCCACCUGGCGGGUACACAGCAGAACCUGGUUUAUGCUGAGCAGAUCAAGGAGGAGUGGCUAAAGUUUGGACUGGACUCAGUAGAGAUGGUACCCUAUGAUGUCCUGCUGUCCUAUCCCAACAAAUCACAGCCGAACUACAUCUCCAUAGUCGAUCAACUAGGCAAUGAGGUGUUUAACACUUCCUUGGCUGAGCCAGUUCCAGAAGGUUAUGAAGAUGUGACUGAUAUUGUACCUCCAUACAGUGCCUUCUCUGCAAAAGGACAACCUGAGGGGGAUUUGGUGUAUGUCAACUAUGGUCGCACAGAAGACUUCUUCCAGUUGCAGAGGCAGAUGGGCAUCAACGUAACUGGGAAGAUUGUCAUCGUCAGAUAUGGAAAGAUAUUCAGAGGGAAUAAGGUGAAGAACGCCAUGUUAGCCGGAGCAAAGGGAAUCAUCAUGUUCUCAGACCCAGAGGAUUACUGUGCUGCUGGAGUUCAGCCCUACCCUGAUGGCUGGAACUUGCCAGGCGGAGGGGCCCAGAGAGGAAACGUUCUCAACCUGAAUGGAGCUGGAGACCCUCUCACACCGGGAUACCCAGCUAAAGAAUAUGCAUACCGACACAGCCUUGAGGAUGGAGUGGGUCUUCCCAAGAUUCCAGUGCAUCCUAUUGGCUAUCAUGAUGCAAUUCACCUGCUGAAGAAUAUGGGAGGACAAAUCCCACCCAACAACUGGAAAGGAGCUCUGAAUGUCUCCUACAGGAUUGGACCGGGUUUCACUGAUGACUUCAAGACUCACAAGGUGCGUAUGAACAUCCAGACCAACAACCAGGUGACCAGGAUCUACAACGUCAUUGGAAGGAUCCGAGGAGCCCAGGAGCCAGACCGCUAUGUGAUUCUGGGAGGGCAUCGGGAUGCCUGGGUGUUUGGAGGCAUCGAUCCCAUCUCUGGUGCCGCCGUCGUCCACGAAACUGUCAGGAGUGCUGGCCGCCUGCUCAGCAGAGGCUGGAGGCCUAGGAGGACAAUAGUAUUUGCCAGCUGGGAUGCAGAAGAGUUUGGACUGCUGGGAUCUACCGAAUGGGCAGAGGAUAAUGCCAAGCUGCUGCAGGAGAGAGCCGUGGCCUACAUCAAUGCAGAUUCUGCAAUAGAGGGCAUGUACACACUGAGAGUAGACUGCACGCCAUCUCUGCACACUCUGGUGUAUGAUAUCACCAAACAGAUAGCCAGUCCAGAGGAAAGAGAGGAGGGACUUUCUCUGUAUGAGAGCUGGCACAAAAGAGAUAAUUGGACAAAUGAUCGUGAUGCUCCGAGAAUCAGUAAACUGGGCUCAGGCAGUGAUUUUGAGGCCUAUUUCAUCCGUUUGGGAAUCGCUGCUGGCAGAGCCAGAUAUACCAAGAACAAGAAAACAGAGCGAUAUAGCAGUUACCCAGUCUAUCACAGUGUGUACGAGACCUUUGAGAUUGUGGAGAACUUCUACGACCCUUCGUUCCGCAAACUUCAGGCUGUGGCACGGGUGAGGGGCGGGCUCAUCUUCCAACUGGCCGAUUCCCAGCUCCUGCCCCUCGAUGCCAACCAGUAUGCAGUCUCAUUGAGCAAAUAUGCCCAGAGCAUUGCCCAGCUGGCACAGAUGCAUCCUGAGGAGAUGAAGAUGUAUGAGGUGACAUUUGAUUCCCUGUUUUCUGCAGUGGAGAACUUCACCGUCGCAGCCAGGGACUUCCAUGAUCGCCUAGAGACCCUCGACAGAACAGACCCUCUGCAAGUGCGUAUAGUGAAUGACCAGCUCAUGUACCUGGAGAGAGCCUUUAUUGACCCCCUGGGAUUACCUGGCAGACCUUUCUACAGGCAUGUGAUUUUUGCUCCCAGCAGUCAUAAUAAAUAUGCAGGGGAGUCUUUCCCGGGGAUCUACGACUCUCUGUUUGACAUUGAGAAUUCGGCGAACCCAGAGAAGGCCUGGGAGGAAGUUAAACGUCAAAUCAGCAUUGCAGCGUUCACUGUCCACGCUGCUGCCAUGACCCUCACACCACCUGCCUGACACUCACACACACACACACACACACACACACACACACACACACCGAAAUUCAAGCUAUUAAGCAAGUGAUAACUGCUUGCAUGGUGACCUGAGUGAGCAAUCACUUGAUGCGCAGAGACUCAACUUACCACUUGACAGUUACUUCUAACACCUGGAUAUGGAUUAAGAGAGAAGAGACAACUUUGCACAUAAAACACACACACACACACACAUAUGUAUAUACAUAUGUAUAUGUAUAUGGGCAAUGGACAAUCAUAAUUUUCUGAUCCA